Messenger RNA from Rhinopithecus roxellana (golden snub-nosed monkey), 2737 nucleotides. It is a transcript of the gene KIRREL2, whose product is annotated as kirre like nephrin family adhesion molecule 2. Lineage: Eukaryota; Metazoa; Chordata; Mammalia; Primates; Cercopithecidae. Gene Ontology annotation, biological process: cell-cell adhesion. The transcript is spliced from 14 exons. Gene Ontology annotation, cellular component: cell-cell junction. The record is from RefSeq and is a predicted model, not a curated record. The coding region runs from base 76 to 2562 and encodes 828 amino acids. Gene Ontology annotation, molecular function: cell adhesion molecule binding.
CACUGAGCGCAGUCCCUCCAGGACCUGAGCUGAGCAAGUUUCUUCCACUCUUUCCUUUCCCUCCUCCUCACCCUCAUGCCUGCCCCUCAACCCAGGCAGGGCGCAGGUGUCCAACCUAGCCGGGACCCCCUCCUCCAACCCAGGUGUUCCGGCUCCCAGACCCCAAUUGAGCUGGGGGCGCCCACCCGCCGAGGGACCCCGCCCUGCAUCCCCCAUUCAUCCGCGUCCAGCCGCGGGAGUUUCUCAAUGGGAAGAGGGCGGAGCUCCCGGGAGGCGGACCAGGGCGGGGCGAGCUGGAUCAGGCCCUCUUGGGGUCUCCCAGAGACCCAGGGCGCGGAACUGACAGGCAUUUCAGAGCGUCAGAGGCUGCGGAUGAGCUCACUUGGAGGACUCCAGGCCAGAGACAGGGGUUCUCUAGGCUGGGGCGAAGAGUCGAGCGCGAAGGGGGCUCUGGGCCAGGGUGACAGGAGGAGUGCUUCCGAGGAAGAAGUUGACGGGGAGGCCCGUGCGACGGCAAAUCUCGUGAACCUUGGGGGACACACGCUCAGGAUGCGGGUCCCCGCCCUCCUCGUUCUGCUCUUCUGCUUCAGAGGGAGCGCAGGCCCGUCGCCCCAUUUCCUGCAACAGCCAGAGGACCUGGUGGUGCUGCUGGGGGAGGAAGCCCGGCUGCGGUGUGCUCUGGGCGCCUACUGGGGGCUAGUUCAGUGGACUAAGAGUGGGCUGGCCCUAGGGGGCCAAAGGGACCUGCCAGGGUGGUCCCGGUACUGGAUAUCAGGGAAUGCAGCCAAUGGCCAGCAUGACCUCCACAUUAGGCCUGUGGAGCUAGAGGAUGAAGCAUCAUAUGAAUGUCAGGCUACACAAGCAGGCCUCCGCUCGAGACCAGCCCAACUGCACGUGCUGGUCCCCCCAGAAGUCCCCCAGGUGCUGGGCGGCCCCUCUGUGUCUCUCAUUGCUGGAGUUCCUGUGAACCUGACAUGUCGGAGCCGUGGGGAUGCCCGCCCUACCCCUGAAUUGCUGUGGUUCCGAGAUGGGGUCCGGUUGGAUGGAACCACCUUCCAUCAGAUCCUGCUGAAGGAAGGGACCCCUGGAUCAGUGGAGAGCACCUUAACCCUGACCCCUUCCAGCCAUGACGAUGGAGCCACCUUGGUCUGCAGGGCCCGGAGUCAGGCCCUGCCUGCGGGAAGGGACACAACUGUCACACUGAGCCUGCAGUACCCCCCAGAGGUGACUCUGUCUGCUUCACCACACACUGUGCAGGAGGGAGAGAAGGUCACUGUCCUGUGCCAGGCCACAGCCCAGCCUCCUGUCACAGGCUACAGGUGGGCAAAAGGGGGCUCCCCGGUGCUCGGGGCCCGAGGGUCAAGGUUGGAGGUCGUGGCAGACGCCUCGUUCCUGACUGAGCCCGUGUCCUGCGAGGUCAGCAACGCCGUGGGUAGCGCCAACCGCAGCACUGCGCUGGAUGUGCUGUUCGGGCCGAUUCUGCAGGCAAAGCCGGAGCCCGUGUCCGUGGACGUGGGGGAAGACGCCUCCUUCAGCUGUGCCUGGCGCGGGAAUCCGCUUCCACGCGUAACCUGGACCCGCCGCGGUGGCGCGCAGGUGCUGGGCUCUGGAGCCACACUGCGCCUUCCGUCGGUGGGGCCGGAGGACGCAGGCGACUAUGUGUGCAGGGCUGAGCCUGGGCUCUCGGGCCAGGGGGGCGGCGCUGCGGAGGCUCGGCUGACUGUGAACGCUCCCCCAGUAGUGACCGCCCUGCACUCUGAGCCUGCCUUCCUGAGGGGCCCUGCUCGCCUCCAGUGUCUGGUUUUCGCCUCUCCCGCCCCAGAUGCCGUGGUCUGGUCUUGGGAUGAGGGCUUUCUGGAGGCAGGGUCGCGGGGCCGGUUCCUGGUGGAGACAUUCCCUGCCCCGGAGAGCCGCGGGGGACAGGGUCCGGGCAUGAUCUCUGUGCUACACAUUUCGGGGACUCAGGAAUCUGACUUUAGCAGGAGCUUUAACUGCAGUGCCCGGAACCGGCUGGGUGAGGGAGGUGCCCGGGCCAGCCUGGGCCGUAGAGCCUCAGCCUCUUUCUCCGAGCAAAAGAACCUGAUGCGAAUCCCCGGCAGCAGCGACGGCUGCAGUUCGCGAGGCCCUGAAGAAGAGGAGACAGGCAGCCGCGAGGAACGGGGCCCCAUUGUGCACACUGACCACAGUGAUCUGGUUCUGGAGGAGGAAGGGACUCUGGAGACCAAGGACCCAACCAACGGUUACUACAAGGUCCGAGGAGUCAGUGUGAGCCUGAGCCUUGGCGAAGCCCCUGGAGGAGGCCUCUUCCUGCCACCACCCUCCCCCAUUGGGCCCCCAGGGACCCCCACCUUCUAUGACUUCAACCCACACCUGGGCAUGGUACCCCCCUGCAGACUUUACAGAACCCGGGCAGGCUACCUCACCACAACCCACCCUCGAGCUUUCACCAGCUACAUUAAACCCACAUCCUUUGGGCCCCCAGAUCUGGCCCCCGGGACUCCUCCUUUCCCAUAUGCUGUCUUCCCCACACCUAGCCACCCGCGUCUCCAGACUCAUGUGUGACAUCUCUCCAAUGGAAGAGUCCUGGGAUCUCCAACUUUCCAUAAUGGAUUGUCCUGAUUUCUGAGGAGCCAGGACAAGUUGGCGACCUUACUCCUCCAAAAUUGAACACUAGGGGAGGGAAAGAUCAUUACAUUUGUCAGGAGUAUUUGUAUACAGUCAGCUCAGUCAAAGGGGA